UCUCUCUCUCUCUCUCUCUCUCUCUCUCUCUCUCUCUGCCGAUCUCCUUUCUUCUGUGAUGCGAUCUUCCACCAUAUCUGCAGAACCCCAUGAAUACUUAGCCCCAAAGUUUUGAAGCAUUUAAAGCUCAUUAAAAAACCCUAAUUCAAAGAUGGUCUUCUCAUCUCUUCCGGUGUAUCAGUUUGAUCAAUCAAACUGGCAACAGCAAGGAAACCAACAACCAGGUGGGUUCACAAACGAUCAAAACCCUAACCAUUUUCCGCUGCCGGUUCCCCCAUGCAUGAUGGCACCGCCGCCACCAGAGCCUCAGACCGGUGGCGUUCCGGCGGGGCAGGCUGGGGAGCCGAUGGUUGAACGAGCACGGCUGGCGAAGAUCCCUUUGCCCGAGGCAGCCCUAAAGUGCCCUAGAUGUGAAUCCACCAACACCAAGUUCUGCUACUUCAACAACUACAGCCUCACUCAGCCUCGCCACUUCUGCAAGACCUGUCGCCGCUACUGGACACGUGGCGGUGCCCUGAGGAACGUUCCCGUGGGCGGAGGGUGUAGGAGGAACAAGAGGAGCAAAUCCAACGGCGGAGGUGGCACGAGGUCGAAAUCAACGGUCGUGGUUGCAUCUGAUCAUCAUCAACAACAAGCUAGCACACCCUCUAGUUCGGCUCUUUCUUCUCACACAAGUUACUCAAACCCUAACAAGCUUCUUAACAUUGGCCGAAUCCCGGGUUUAGCCUCGAACUUGUCCAUCUUGCCUCCUCUACAAGGUCUUGGAGACUAUGGUACGAGUAAUAUCGGGUUGGAUUUCGGGGAAAUUCAGCUGAGUAACGCAAUAACCGGGAGUUCAUCAAGCGGUGGCUUGUUGGAUCCAUGGAGACUGUCGCUGCAACAAGCUCAACAAUUCCCUUUGUUGAUCAACAAUAUGACAGGGACAGUACUGGAACAAUCUUCAAGUGUUUUGUAUCCAUUACUCGAACGUAACGAAGGAAUUAAUCAAGAGCAAGAGACCGGUUACACGAAUCAGCUAAGAUCUAAGCCAUUGAUGGAUAUGAAUCCAGGCGGGGAAACACAGUCAGACGACGUGAGAGCGGGAGAGAGCAAUCAUCAGAACGGUGUGGAUAACUUGUCGAGGAACCUAUUGGCGAGCAUUAACAUAAAUUCGACGAAUGAUCAAUACCCUCCAUGGGUUGGAAGCAACAACUCUUGGAACACCGACCUUCCCGGCUUCUCCUCCAACAAUUCUGCACCAGGCCAUCUACUGUGAUCCUCUUUAACCGCUUUCUGAUCAUCUCGAGAUCGACUCAUAUCAUUCUUAAUUCUUUCGUUGGUUGGAUUGUACAUGACGUUAUCAAGAAAAAGGCGAUCGAGAUCAAACCCAAACGGGCUAUGACGAAGAUUGAUUUUGCCUUUCAAUGAGGGGGGAGGUAUGAUCAAAAUGUCAAGAACUAUAUAUUGGUAUAGGUUUGUAGAUCAAAUUUGGUAUGUUUGGUUUUUUUUUCCUCUUCUUCUCUUUGGUGGGUUUGUAUCAGAUAUGAGUAUGCUUAAUGAAAGAGUAGACAAAUGAAACGUUUUUGUGUGUUUUGCCUCACCGGUUAGUCCAUAUAUAUAUAUAUUUGUAAUGGUUAUUUAACUAUUU
Messenger RNA from Tarenaya hassleriana, 1627 nucleotides. Its product is annotated as dof zinc finger protein DOF3.6-like. The coding region runs from base 152 to 1255 and encodes 367 amino acids. The record is from RefSeq and is a predicted model, not a curated record. The transcript is spliced from 2 exons. Gene Ontology annotation, biological process: regulation of DNA-templated transcription. Lineage: Eukaryota; Viridiplantae; Streptophyta; Magnoliopsida; Brassicales; Cleomaceae. Gene Ontology annotation, molecular function: DNA binding; DNA-binding transcription factor activity.